This is a messenger RNA of Selaginella moellendorffii, 2350 nucleotides long. Its product is annotated as nucleotide pyrophosphatase/phosphodiesterase. The transcript has 11 exons. Bases 317 to 2323 code for a protein of 668 amino acids. The record is from RefSeq and is a predicted model, not a curated record. Gene Ontology annotation, molecular function: acid phosphatase activity; metal ion binding. Lineage: Eukaryota; Viridiplantae; Streptophyta; Lycopodiopsida; Selaginellales; Selaginellaceae.
GGCGAUGGAUGGCUUCAUGUCAUGGGCACGGACGUUCGGGAGAGCUUGAGACUGCUCGAAUGUGUAUCGUUAAAUUUAGUUUCAUCUUUGCACUAGAACCCUAUUGGGGCGGCCGCAUUGAUCAUUGAUCAUUUGCCACCGUCCGUUCUUGCUUGUGGCAGAUCGUCUUUGGAACUGUGCUUUCGUUUGGCUUGAGCUUAUCUGUUCAGGCAUGGAUGCGAUCGUGCUGGAAAUUGAUAUUGAAAGCAUCCAAGCUUGUUGGCUUGCUCUUUCGUUUCUACCUCGCAUUUGCCAGUAGUAAGAUCUUUUCCUUUUUAUGGUUGCUUUUUUUUUGGUCUCGUUGGACAUAUAUGUGAGGAAUCAUGCCAGGGGUUGUGCGAAUAUCCAUACGAGGGCAGUAGGAACAAUGAGCCGUCCAUUGGUUGCUUGUUGUUUCCUCCUCAUUUUGCUGCAACUUUGUGGAUCGAGCUUCCAGCACAGGCACGUCCUCUCUCGUUUGAGAACUGACCGCGCUUUGAUUGGUCUCAAUGAGUCUGCCUCCGUCCAAGUUUAUCCUCAGCUGCUCGGACUUAAGUGGGGGUAUGUGGGAUAUGUCACUGUGAAAUACCAAAGGUCUUUUGGAGCCAGCAAUGACGAUUGGAUUGGUGUUUUCUCGCCAUCAAAGUUCAACGCGUCGGCUUGCUUGGACGAUUAUAAUGGUCCAAAUAGGGAAUAUCCUCCGAAUUUGUGCACUGCUCCCAUCAAGUUCCAAAAUGCUUCCGCUUCACCCGACUACGUCAGCACUGGCAUUGGACAAAUCGCGUUCCGUCUUAUCAACCAACGCUCUGAUUUUGUGUUCGCUCUGUUCACUGGCGUUCGUACUGUAAGACGCUUUCACCGUAACUUCUUUCACAUUCUCACGUUGUUUUUUGGAUGGCAGCCGGUGCUCAUUGCUGUGUCCAGCCCAGUCACCUUUGCGCACUUAAAGAUGCCUUUAUACCCAAGACUAGCUCAAGGACAAUCUUGGAAUGAGAUGACUGUAACGUGGACUAGUGGUUAUCGAACCAGCGAAGCGAUUCCGUUCGUUUCGUAUGAGGUUGCGGAUCACAUUGCACUUCACAAGAUUCCGUCAUUCUCUCCGGCUAGCACGCUUUCAUUGUCUCGUGGAGACAUGUGUGGACCUCCAGCGUCCACUGUUGGCUGGCGUGAUCCCGGCCAAAUUCAUACUGGAUCAAUGAAGGAUUUAUUGCCCAACACAAGAUAUAGCUAUCGCGUUGGUCAUAAGUUAUCAGAUAACUCGGUCGUGAUGAGUCCGAUUAAAUAUUUUAAAUCUCCCCCAUUUCCUGGUGAAGAGUCGUUGCAACGGGUUGUCAUCUUUGGAGAUUUGGGAAAGCACGAAAGAGAUGGAUCAAUGAUGUACGAUGAUUUCCAGUUUGGCUCACUGAACACAACCGACACGAUCACAAAAGAAAUAGACAACAUUGACAUUAUUUUCCACAUUGGAGACUUAUCCUAUGCAACGGGGUAUAUUUCUCAAUGGGAUCAGUUCACGGAACAGAUUGAAGGAAUGACUUCACGUGUCCCUUAUAUGACGGCCAGUGGAAAUCAUGAACGGGAUUGGCCUAACUCUGGUUCCUAUUAUAACACAACGGACUCCGGAGGCGAGUGUGGGGUGCUUUCAUCAACUGUGUUCAACAUGCCUGUCAAGAACAGGGAAAAGUUCUGGUAUUCGACGGAUUACGGGCUUUUACACUUCUGCAUUGCUGACUCGGAGCACGACUGGCGCAAAGGAAGCGAGCAGUACAAGUGGAUCGAAGAAUGCCUUGCUAGCGCGGACAGGCAAAAGCAGCCAUGGUUGAUAUUCAUCGCUCACCGCGUCCUUGGCUACUCUUCGUGGUACGUAGCCAGCGAGAACACUACUGCGGAGCCAUUUAGCAGGGAAAGCCUGCAAGGUUUGUGGCAAAAGUACAAGGUGGACAUCGCCUUCUACGGCCACGUCCACAACUACGAGCGAUCCUGUCCAGUUUAUGACGAGGUGUGCGUUAGCAAUGAGACCAAUGUUUACUCUGGGAAAUUCAAUGCAACGAUUCACGUAGUCGCGGGAGGUGCUGGGGCUUCGCUCACGCCGUUCCCGUCACCAACGCCGGCAUGGAGCAUGAAGCGUGACUAUGACUAUGGUUACACAAAGAUCACGGCGUUCAAUCGAUCAUCGCUGCUGUUCGAGUACAAGAAGAGUUCGGACGGCCAAGUUUACGACAGUUUCUGGAUCCACAGGGAAUUCAAAGACGUGCUCGGCUGUGACGCUGAAAACGUGUUUUGUCCUCAAGUGACAUCCGCGAUUUAAUAGAGAUACUUCUUCCUUAUUAUUUCA